AUGAAUGGUGCAUUAUACUAUAACAAUGCUCCUUCAUCUCCAAAACAAUUGCCCUUAGAAUCAAGAGUCAAUGCAAAUUUUGAUACAAUUAACGAACUUAUUCCAUUGCCAUUUAAUAGAAUGACGAUUUACCAACUUUCUGGCAAUAAUAUGCGAUUAUCAAUGCAAACUUCUGUUUUAGAAGGGUCACAAGACAUAUCUUCUAUUCCUUCUGCUGCUCCACAUG
Molecule: messenger RNA, 226 nt
Organism: Funneliformis mosseae
Lineage: Eukaryota; Fungi; Glomeromycota; Glomeromycetes; Glomerales; Glomeraceae
Source: the annotation of a GenBank genome assembly